Messenger RNA from Manis javanica (Malayan pangolin), 1480 nucleotides. RefSeq names its product transmembrane serine protease 11A. Gene Ontology annotation, biological process: proteolysis. Gene Ontology annotation, cellular component: plasma membrane; extracellular region. Gene Ontology annotation, molecular function: serine-type endopeptidase activity. Lineage: Eukaryota; Metazoa; Chordata; Mammalia; Pholidota; Manidae. The record is from RefSeq and is a predicted model, not a curated record.
AGUUUCAUUUCAACUACUUAUAAUUUGUUUCCUUAUUUCUACCAGCCGUAGACUUCUAAUAUAUGUAGAGAUGUCACAUAGUUGAGGAGUAAGUCGCAUUCAGUGGGUGCAGAGCUCCAAGAUUACAUUCUUCCUCCUGAGGAUGACGUAUCGAGCCGUAGGAUUUGGCACUCGAAGCAGAGGUUUGAAGCCGUGGGUGGCUGUGCUUCUCACUGUGUCAGUGCUGACUGUGGCGGUAGUGGUCCUUGGUCUUCUGGCUCACCUUUUAGUUUCUGGCCAGAAAAGGGAGUAUUUCCAUGGCACAUUUAAAAUUUCAGAUCUACAAGUCAGCAGUAAUUCUGGACAAAACAGCAUGUACCAGUUUAAGGAUUUACGGGAGAUGAUGGAAAACUUGGUGGAUGAGAUAUUUAUAGAUUCAGCCUUGAACAAGCAUUAUAUCAAGAACCGAGUAGUCAGACUGACCCCAGAGGAAGAUGGUGUGAAAGCAGAUAUGGUUAUGGUGUUCCAGAUCCCUUCUUCUGAGCAAAGAGAAGGAACAAAGAAGAAAAUCCAUAGCAUCUUAAAUCAGAAGACAAGGAACACAAGAGCCUUGUCAAAAAAUGCCUCGUCAGUACAAGUUAAUGAAAUGAGCUCAUCAACAAGGAAGCUAACUGUCCAAGCAUGUUGUGGUAAACGAGUUGUUCCAUUAAUAGUCAACAGAAUAAUGUCUGGCAGCAUUGCGGCCAAGGGUGCCUGGCCUUGGCAAGCUUCCCUGCAGCGUAACAACAUACACCAGUGUGGGGCCACCUUGAUCAGUGAUACUUGGCUGCUCACCGCCGCACACUGCUUUAAGAAUGAUGCAAAUCCACAUCAUUGGACUGUUAGCUUUGGAACAACAAUCAACCCUCCAUUAAUGAAAAGAAAUGUCAAAAGAAUUAUUGUCCAUGAGAGGUAUCACUCCCCAGCAAGAGAAUACGACAUUGCCGUUGUACAGUUCUCUCCUGGAGUCACCUUUACCAAUGAUGUCCACCCAGUUUGUUUGCCAGAAGCCUCUGCAUCCUACCAGCCGAAUUCAACUGUCUACAUCACAGGAUUUGGAGCACUUUUCUACGGUGGGGAAUCCCAAAAUGAUCUUCGAGAAGCCAGAUUGAAAAUUAUAAGUGAUGAUGUGUGCAAGCAGCCAUAUGUGUACGGAAAUGACAUAAAGUUUGGAAUGUUUUGUGCUGGAUAUAUGGAAGGAAUUUAUGAUGCUUGCAGGGGUGAUUCUGGGGGACCUUUAGUUAUAAAAGAUCAUAAAGAUACCUGGUAUCUCAUUGGAAUUGUGAGCUGGGGAGAUAACUGCGGUCAAAAGAACAAACCUGGAGUCUACACAAAAGUGGCUUACUACCGAAACUGGAUUGCUUCAAAAACAGGCCUCUAAUUCACUCUAAAAGUUAAACAUUGAUUGCUGUAUGCAGGUCAUACAUGUAUGUGGAUCUAAAUAUUCAGCACAUGUAGUACA